Colletotrichum spaethianum is the source of this 1563-nucleotide messenger RNA. RefSeq names its product SWI/SNF and RSC complexes subunit ssr4. Gene Ontology annotation, cellular component: SWI/SNF complex; nucleus. The record is from RefSeq and is a predicted model, not a curated record. Lineage: Eukaryota; Fungi; Ascomycota; Sordariomycetes; Glomerellales; Glomerellaceae. Bases 1 to 1563 code for a protein of 520 amino acids. The transcript is spliced from 4 exons. Gene Ontology annotation, biological process: regulation of transcription by RNA polymerase II.
AUGCUGGCCAUGCUGGCGCGCCGCAAGUUCCCCAGCGGGCUCCACAUGCCCCAAAUCAACGGAGAGGCGGCAUCGUUCAAAUACGACAAGGCGAAGACGAAGCAAAUGCGACGGCAACCUGAGCUGACCAUGCCGCCCAAAGGACCCAUUAUGCCUCCAGGCCACCAUCCCCAAGCAGCCAUGAACCAGGCCGCCAUGGCGCAGCAUCACCCUCCUGGUCAGGCCCUUACGAGCGAAUUGGCCAAGCGCCGAAGCCGAAAGCCCACCGACAAGACGUUACCCGAUGGUGUCGAGGACUGCAUCACGGAUGCCGAGGUCGCCCAGCGAUACAAGGAGUUACGCGACUUUGAACGCCGGCUGGACGCAACCAUGACGCGCAAGCGACUGGACAUUGUUGAAACCGUUGGUCGCAAUGCAAAGCGCUACAAGACUCUUCGCGUUUGGAUCAGCAACACAGUCGAGGACCAGGUAUGGCAGGGAAGCGGUCUAAGUGUCGAUAGUUUCGACUUCACGCCGAGCGCCGAGCCUUCCUAUAGAGUUAAAAUUGAAGGCCGUCUGCUCGAGGAUGGACAGGAAGAUGCUCCCGAGGAAUCUACGCAGAACGCGGAUCGCAUGGAAGAAGACGGCCCCGCCAGCUCGAGGCGACAAAGCUUCGCGCCUACGGCCCAGAAACAGCGUUUCUCUCAUUUCUUCAAAGCGCUGAAUGUCGAUUUUGAUCGUACUCGCUCGAGGGCUGCGUCGGAUCAAACCGUUGAAUGGAAGAAGCCAGCUGCACCGAACGCUGCAGCCGGCGCAGAAUUCGACGAGUUCACCUUCAAACGCAGCGGGGACGAAAACAUGAAUAUCACCAUCAACCUGCAUCGCCAGGAAGACCCCGAGCGAUACCUGCUCAGCCCCGAGCUGGCUGACAUUGUAGACAUGACGGAGGCUUCUCGCCAAGAGGCCGUUCUGGCUGUCUGGGAGUACAUCAAGAUGAUGGGUCUGCAGGAGGACGAGGAGAAGCGCAACUUCCGCUGCGAUGAGCUCCUGAAAAAGAUCGUCAACGGUAGUGAUGUUGGAAUCAUCCCCAACCUGAACGACUACAUCCAGCCUCACCUCUCACCGCUGCCUCCCGUCAGUUUGCCGUAUACCGUUCGGGUUGACGAGGAAUUCCACAAAGACCCCCAGCCUACAAUUUAUGAUGUGCGGGUAGCGGUCGAUGACCCUCUGAGGGCCAGACUGGUGCCCUUUGUAACGAACCCUGCGUAUGCGAGCGCCCUUAAGGAGGUUGUCGCCAUGGACGAGCAGCUAGCGACGUUAAUUUCGGCAGUCGCUAACUCCAAAGCAAAGCACUCGUUCUUCACGUCAAUGAGCCAAGAUCCCACCAACUUUGUGAGGAACUGGAUGAGUUCGCAGAAGCGGGAUCUUGAGGUGAUUAUGGGCGAGGCCACAAGAGGAGGCGGUGAAGAUGCCACCGGAGACGACUGGAGACGGGGCGGUAAGGAUAGCGUGUGGACAUCUUCAAAUGCGCGCGAGAGCAUUAGCGUCAUGCUGGCCAAGCAGCCGACGCAGGCUUCGAGGUAA